Engraulis encrasicolus (European anchovy) is the source of this 1681-nucleotide messenger RNA. Its product is annotated as alcohol dehydrogenase class-3-like. Lineage: Eukaryota; Metazoa; Chordata; Actinopteri; Clupeiformes; Engraulidae. Gene Ontology annotation, molecular function: zinc ion binding; S-(hydroxymethyl)glutathione dehydrogenase [NAD(P)+] activity. The coding region runs from base 392 to 1528 and encodes 378 amino acids. The record is from RefSeq and is a predicted model, not a curated record. Gene Ontology annotation, biological process: formaldehyde catabolic process. The transcript is spliced from 9 exons. Gene Ontology annotation, cellular component: cytosol.
AGUCUGUCCAGCCAUUUUGCCCUGAAUCCAGAAGAGGGCGCCACGAGUUUGUCUUUCAAACGCAGAAAAUGAAAUCGACAGAGGAAGACCUCACUCGAACAAGUGAGCCAGCAGCUAACAGUGGCACUUCACCAACUGCAUUAACAAUUUAACCUAAUUGCAUGGAGACGCGUGUUGGAUGACACCCGUGCCUGGAGAUUUGAAGUUGUUGACAUACCGUGGCGUAGGCCUACUGUUUAACCUAGUGUAUUUGCAGACAACGCUUUGACAUGAGUUACUUUAAACAUAUUAGACGCACGUCACGCACUAUAGACUUUGACCUACAUUAAUUACAUUUGGCUAGACUUUUGAAGUUACGCCACUUGGUAAUUACAUUCCAAGGACCUGCAACAUGGCGAUGGAAGGCAAGCCAAUCAGGUGCAGGGCCGCGGUGGCUUGGAAACCUGGAGAAGCUUUGUCGGUGGAGGAGGUGAUGGUGGCACCACCCAAAGCGCACGAAGUUCGCAUCAAGGUAAUGGCUAGUGGGGUGUGUCACACAGAUUGGGCAUACCUGCACGGGGCAGGUAAGGGGAUGGAACUGCGGCCCUUUCCCCUGGUGCUGGGCCACGAGGGUGCAGGAGUGGUGGAGAGUGUUGGGGCUGGCGUCACAAGAUUCUCCCCAGGUGACAAGGUCAUCCCCCUCUUUCUCCCUCAGUGCGGGGAAUGUGAUUGCUGUCUCAGUCCCAAAACCAACCUGUGCAAGGCUAAUUGGGCCAAGACCCAGCAGGGUGUUUUGGCUGAUGGUACGAGUCGUAUCUCCUGUAGGGGGACACAGGUGUUCCAGUUUCUCGGUGUCAGCUCCUUCUCCGAGUACACGGUCACCUUGGAAACCAACCUGACCAAGAUCCACCCUGACGCAGAGCUGGACCGGGUGUGCCUACUGGGAUGCGGUGUUGCUACUGGAUACGGGGCAGCAGUGAAUGUUGCCAAGGUGGAGGAAGGCUCGGUGUGCGUGGUGCUUGGGCUGGGGGCGGUGGGGCUGGCUGCGGUGAUGGGCUGCGUGAGUGCGGGCGCUGCUCGGGUCAUCGGCGUGGAUGUCAAUCCAGACAAGUUUGACAGGGCGCGGGAGUUUGGGGUAACCGACUGCGUGAACCCCAGAGAUCACAAGCGGCCCAUACAGGACGUACUGGUGGAGAUGACCUCAGGAGGAGCCGACUACGCUCUGGAGUGUGUUGGGGAUGUGGAAGUCAUGAGGAGUGCACUGGAGUCAUGUCGCUCAGCAUGGGGCGUGUGUGUCAUUGUGGGAUGGACAGAACUGGAGGAGAUGAAGCUCCUCCCCUUUCACUUGCUUAUGGGCCGCACACUAAAGGGCACUUACUUUGGGGGAUGGAAGAGUGUGACGGACAUCCCUCAGCUCGUGGAGCAGCACCUGGCUGGCCGCCUGAAACUAGAUGAGUUUGUCACACACACCCUCACCCUAGAUGAGGUCAACCAUGCCUUCCAACUGCUGGCUGGGGGUCAAAGCAUUCGUAGCAUCAUCAAGAUGUGAACAAGAUGUCUGUGGAGAGUUUUUCUGUUUGUCUUUGGAGAGGACUGGUUUGCAACAAGGGGCAGUCUGAUAGUUGUAUAACACAUUAAAAAGAAUGUUGUGGUUUCAUCCAUGUGUUGUCAGUAGUAAAGAAAAUACAUGAUGGAUUGUUUA